UUAAUUGUUGACGUUUACAAAAAACACUCGUCAGUGAAGUCUGUUGGCGACAUUUUCCGUGGCCAGGGGUUGUAGCAGUCUUUAAUUUGGUCCAUUUUGUGUACAAAAGCGUCGAUCAGGUGUUCCGCCUCAUUUCGAAGAAGCCGGUAUUGCAGUGUCCGUUCUUGCCGACGUAAGCCACCGUUUGUUGCAAAUGCGAGUGCGGUAGUGUGACUAGCGAAAAAUGGCGCUUAGGACCUGGGAAGUUGAGGUUUUUAAUGUAACUGAAGAAAUUGUUUGCAAUCCAAAGUAUAACAAAAGAGUGAAAUUGAGAGCAGACUACGAUCCACAAGGAAUUAGCAUAAAAUUAAUUGACGGUGAUGAUUUUCACGUUUUGACAGAAUUCCCGAUCACAUCGUCUUCAGAAUGCUGUCGAGUGGGGCCUAAAUCGUACAUUUUCUCCUUCGAUAACGAGGCGGUUUUGUUCAAGUUUGGCUCCAUUGAAGACGCAAGAAGUUUCACGAUAGCCAUAACUAAAGUGAAGUCUGGGAAAGGUGCAUCCGUUUUUUCCGUGCGAACAGAAGAUUCCUCAGCCACUCAGUAUUUUCAAUUUUAUGGAUAUCUGUCGCAGCAACAGAAUAUGUUACAAGACUUUGUUAGGACGUACACGUAUCAAAGAGCAAUAUUAUGCAACUUAGACGAUUUUAAGGAUAAAGUAAUCCUAGAUGUUGGUGCUGGGUCUGGUAUUUUAUCAUUUUUUGCUGCUCAGGCAGGAGCUAAACGAAUUUACGCUGUGGAGGCCUCCACCAUGGCCCACUUUGCCCAGAAACUGGUGGAUGCCAAUAACUUAUCAGACUCUAUUAAAGUGAUACCUGGUAAAAUAGAAGAAAUUGAACUUCCAGAAAAAGUAGAUGUGAUCAUAUCUGAACCAAUGGGUUAUAUGCUAUAUAAUGAGAGAAUGUUGGAGACUUAUUUACAUGCAAAGAAGUGGCUCUCGACUGGCGGGAAAAUGUAUCCUUCAAGAGGUGACCUUCAUAUAGCACCAUUCACAGACGAUUCUUUAUAUAUGGAACAGUAUAGCAAAGCGAAUUUUUGGUUUCAAACAUGUUUUCAUGGUGUUAAUUUAUCAGCAAUUCAGAACUGCGCAGUCAAAGAAUAUUUUAGGCAACCAAUUGUGGAUACUUUUGAUAUUAGGAUUUGCAUGAGUAAAUCAAUUAGGCAUGUAGUUGACUUCUCAGAAGCUCAUGAAACUGAUCUUCACACAAUAGAUAUUCCGCUGGAGUUUCAUAUUUUAGAAUCCGGAACUUGCCAUGGGUUAGCCUUUUGGUUUGAUGUGGCGUUUGCGGGGUCACAACAAACGAUUUGGCUCAGUACUGGACCUACUGAACCUUUGACACAUUGGUAUCAAGUUAGAUGUUUGUUAGAACAGCCACUUCUACUCAAACAAGGGCAAGUUUUAACAGGAAGGGUUUUACUCGUGGCAAACAAGAGACAAAGUUAUGACGUCACAAUCGACUUGGCUGUGGAGGGAACAAACCAAAGUUCAAAAAAUACCCUAGAUUUGAAGAACCCUUACUUUAGAUAUACAGGGGCGCCGGUGCAGCCACCUCCAGGAAUUUCCAAUGUUUCGCCAAGUGAAAACUAUUGGAGCCAAUUAGAUGCACAAGGUGUCAGAAACGCUGUCAAUAUGGUGAACGGUAUGUCUGUGAACGGUUUAGGCGAAGUUUCAAUGGACACAACUCAGACUAUCAUCAAUAGCAACAUGAUGGCGAACAAUCUAAUAGCUUUAGUGGAUCCUUCUCACUUAUCAGAACCUACUCAGCCAAACAUUCAUCCCGGUUGCAUCUCGAGUACCGGCAGAGGGCGUGUAGCAGCUAGUCCGACCUCGACACACACAGCUCAGCUAAUAGGGGGCGCCAUUUCUCCUUCGUUGUUCACAUCACCGAACGCCCAACAGCAACAACCUUUAGUGAUGACAAAUUAUCCAGUUAGUGCUAAUUUAAUGAUCGGAGACUAUGUUACACCAGGGAAUGGAGUGGCAAUGCCUGCAUAUCGCCAGUAGUGUGUUAAAGACACUGUCAUGCUCAAAAACUAUUAAAAAAUUUGCUAAGGAUGGCAGACAACUGACGAUUUUUUAAUGUAAAUGUUUUAUUUAUCGUUUUGUAUCGUGUUGGUUUGAUUUUAGUGUCUUUAGUUAUUGCUUAUCAUGUGAUUUGUAAAAAUAGAAAAGGUGUUCGUUUGUGACACUUGUUUUUUUACACACUCGUGUUAUUGAAAAGAACACCUUUUCUGGGAUUCAUUCCCAUGCCUUAGCUUAUCAGAAUGCGGCAGGGAGCAACUUUGUAUUAAAAGUGACCGAAUAUUUUUAAAAAGCCCAAGUGUUUUAUUAGUAUUGUCUAUUUAUUUUUUAAUGUAGGUUAUUGUCAUUCAGUUUUGAAUAGUUAACUUGGAGCAUCACCUACCUAAGCAAUAAAUUUAAUGCCUUUUUACAAUUCUUUAAAAUUGAAUGACAGUUAUUUUAUCGUUUGUCUCGCAUCACGGUUUUAUAUGUCUAUUAAUUUUAAUCUGGUCAGCUUUUGUAUUAAACUAUGACAAUAGUAAUUUUAUUGUAUAGCCUUUUGUCUUUACAUAGCAACUUUACAGAUUGUCUAUAAAUUUACCUAUUUACAUGCGAUAUUUACAUUAUUAGGUACUUUAUUUAUAAUUAAUUUAUCGCCCAGUAGUUUAUAGUGUUUUCGUAAGAUCUGUGAGAUAUUUUUGAAAUUUGUGUUUGAGAAACAGGUUGUUCAAAAGUAUUUUUGGAUAUAUUUAUAUAUCUUGCGUUUUGUAAAUGUCAUAUCGAUAAGGGCAUAAUGUAUGACAUAAUUGGCAACUGACUAAAAACUCAUUUUAUUGUAAAUGUUGCUAUUUUGUCUGUGAUAUUUUGGUUACAUUAUUUAAUGAAACAUGUUUCCUGAAUUAAGUUAAUUUAGACAUAGGAGUCCAGAGUAGUUUGUUCGCCUACCGUGUUUAUAUAUUUAUUCUUUAAUGUAAUCUCUUCAGUUAGGGAAUAUCCUGUGUUUUUAACUAUCAAGUGCAUCUGAUAUUAUAUGCAAUGAAGCAGUCAUUGCUGAAAAAUUUAGGCAAUGGAGCAUAUUCUGCCUUACAAUACCACGUGCAAUGGCAGUGUAAUGAAAGCCUAGUUACAUAUAAUAUAUGCUUCAUGUAUACCAUAGGAUAAUUUAAUCUGUACAUUGAAUUCAUUAAGAACAAUAUAUUGUAUCACUUUUGAAAA
Molecule: messenger RNA, 3253 nt
Organism: Zophobas morio
Lineage: Eukaryota; Metazoa; Arthropoda; Insecta; Coleoptera; Tenebrionidae
Gene: Art4
Product: histone-arginine methyltransferase CARMER
Exons: 10
Coding region: 224-2041 (605 amino acids)
Biological process (GO): peptidyl-arginine methylation
Molecular function (GO): protein-arginine N-methyltransferase activity
Source: RefSeq, a predicted model, not a curated record